AUGUCAGCCAAUUCGAUAAAGCUCCUGUCUGGCAACAGCCACCCUGAGCUCGCAAAGAAGGUCGCAGACAGGCUCGGGAUAGAACUCACAAAGAUCCUCGUCCUCCAGUACUCCAACCAAGAGACCUCCGUGACAAUCGGCGAGUCGGUCCGCGACGAGGAUGUGUUCAUUCUGCAGUCCACGGCGCCGGGGGACAUCAACGACGGGCUGAUGGAACUGCUCAUCAUGAUCAACGCGUGCAAGACGGCGAGCGCCCGACGCAUCACGGCCGUCAUCCCGAAUUUCCCGUAUGCGCGGCAGGACAAGAAGGAUAAAUCAAGAGCGCCGAUUUCGGCAAAGCUGAUUGCGAACAUGCUGCAAACGGCGGGGUGCAAUCAUGUCAUCACGAUGGAUUUGCAUGCUAGUCAGAUCCAGGGCUUUUUUAAUGUGCCGGUUGAUAACCUGUACGCCGAACCUUCAAUGCUCAGAUACAUUUACGAGAACUUCGACUACAAGAGCGCAGUUAUCGUCUCCCCUGACGCCGGUGGUGCCAAACGUGCCACUGCUAUCGCCGAUCGUCUAGAUCUCCCUUUCGCUCUCAUCCACAAGGAACGAUCGCGGCCCAAUGAAGUCAGCAGGAUGGUUCUUGUCGGCGACAUCUCAGACCGCAUUGCGAUCUUAGUAGACGACAUGGCAGACACUUGUGGAACUCUCGUCAAGGCUGCACAGACACUAAAGGCUAAUGGCGCCAAAGAGGUGGUAGCAAUUGUCACCCACGGGAUCCUCUCUGGCAAUGCCAUCGAGGCCAUCAAUAAGAGCGAAUUGACAAAGGUAGUGGUCACCAACACAGUGCCACAUGCGGAGAAGAAAAAGAGGUGUCCGAGGCUUGAGACAAUCGAUAUUGCGCCGACGCUUGCGGAGGCUUGCAGGAGAACACACAACGGUGAAAGUGUCUCCUUCCUCUUCAGCCAUGCUCCUAGCUGA
This is a messenger RNA of Morchella importuna, 963 nucleotides long. RefSeq lists its product as uncharacterized. Lineage: Eukaryota; Fungi; Ascomycota; Pezizomycetes; Pezizales; Morchellaceae. Gene Ontology annotation, molecular function: magnesium ion binding; ribose phosphate diphosphokinase activity. Gene Ontology annotation, biological process: purine nucleotide biosynthetic process; 5-phosphoribose 1-diphosphate biosynthetic process; ribonucleoside monophosphate biosynthetic process. The record is from RefSeq and is a predicted model, not a curated record. The transcript is spliced from 5 exons. The coding region runs from base 1 to 963 and encodes 320 amino acids. Gene Ontology annotation, cellular component: cytoplasm; ribose phosphate diphosphokinase complex.